Cololabis saira (Pacific saury) is the source of this 2248-nucleotide messenger RNA. It is a transcript of the gene gas1a, whose product is annotated as growth arrest-specific 1a. Bases 601 to 1392 code for a protein of 263 amino acids. The transcript has a single exon. NCBI's taxonomy places the organism in Eukaryota, Metazoa, Chordata, Actinopteri, Beloniformes, Belonidae. The record is from RefSeq and is a predicted model, not a curated record. Gene Ontology annotation, biological process: regulation of cell cycle.
GUACCAGGACCACUUUUUGACGCAAAGGAGUCGUUGUUUUCUCCACGCACUAUUUGUUUGCAACUCCCACCAGCACCCCCGCCCCCCCACUCCCACUCCGCCCGUGCGCGCUCGUCCUGCUUAAUGACCCGGCGCGCUCCGCUCCGGCGCAGCGCACUCGGACUCGGGACUCGUCCGGCUUCGCUCGCUGGCUCGUCGUCGGAGGAGGAGAAGAAGAUCCGCCACAGGAGAGCCGAGAGAGAGCGCAGCCCGCAGCCGGAGUUUUGGGGGAUCCUUCCGAUGGAAUGAGCCGCUGCACAACUUUUCCUGCUUCUUUUGGAGAAGUUUUCCAGCCGGUCCGGGCGCCCCCUGAUCAUGUGUACGGAUAAGUGUCGGGUUCGUCCGGGAAUGGAUCAGCACUGACGGAUGGAGCCGGGAUUACACAGCUCUCUGCCAGCCCGUUGAACGCCCCCACACACGGGCCUGUAUAUCUCUAUCUCAAACAAACACCAUCUGCCUGGGGAAUAAAUACUAAAUACUUCCAUGGACGCGGUGCAUAAGUUUUCUUUAUGACACUGCUGUGAGUUUUUUGGGGCCGUCUCUUUUGCAGCCGCAAUAACAAUGGCAAACUCGGGCGCGUUGCCACAGACGCUCUGCAGAUCAGUUUGGCCUCUGUGCUGUUUGCUCCUGGUGUUUGGCUGCUUAUUCUCCGCGGCUUCUCCGACGCACGGCCGACGGCUCAUAUGUUGGCAAGCCAUCAUGAACUGUCAGUCCGAGCCCGAGUGCAAUUACGCGUACAACCACUACAACCUGGCCUGCGGCCCCGUGCUGAGCGGCGAGAGGAAGAAGUGUCCCAGCCACUGCAUCUCCUCGCUCAUCCAGCUCAACCUGACCAAAAACGGCCCGGCCCUGGAGGAGUGCAGCUGCGAGCACGACAAGCUGUGCGCCAAAACCAAGCGGGCCAUCGAGCCGUGCCUGCCCCGCACCACCAGCACGGGCUGCACGGACGCGCGGCACCAGUGCGAGAGGGACCCGCAGUGCAACGGGGCCAUGCAGGACUAUUUGCAACACUGCGGGAAACUUUUCAGCGGGGCGAUCUGCACGAACGCCUGCAGGAACGUGAUCGCCAACAUGCGUAAAAUCCCCAAGGGCCAGCAGCUGGACACUUGCAGUUGCGACGGCACGGAGAGGCCCAUCUGCGAGUACGUGAAGAGCAGCAUGAAGUCGCUGUGCUUCGACCCCCCGGACAGGUACGAGGCCAGCGGAUCCUCCGGCGUGGACGACGAGGACUACACCCUGGAGCCCACGGAGGCGCAGGUGAAGGGCGGCGCGGCCGCUCCCCGCGGGGCCCCCGGGGCCCGCUGGCCCUGCACACUCCUGGCUUCCAUCUUGGCGAUUUUGACCCUCUUUUAAUCAACAGAUACUUUUGUCUUAAUAAAAAAGGCAAUCACUCCCUGACCUGCAGCUGUUGUUCAAGGUUAGAGCCUCAAAGACUGGAGAAAGGGGUGUUUUUACGCACGCAGGCCUGUCUUUCUUUUCUUGUUUUGAACUUUUUUUCUCUUCCAUUGACACCCCUGAGGACUUCAAAUCAGGAUAUAUCUAUGCAAACAUGACCAGAAAGAUGUAAAAGACCCGAACUCUUGCCUUGGGCUGCUCUCAAAUCAAACCACACCACUUCACGGCACUACAGAUUACUUUGCUUAUGAGAUAAGCUAAAUGGGACUUGUUCUCUCACAGACUGAUAAAAGCUGAAUGACAAAAACACAGUUGGCCUUUUUAGGUAAAAAAAAGUUUUUUUUCUUAUCAGUAUAAUCAGCGGUGCACUGCCAGUCUUGUUUCUUUUUUUUUUUUUCUUUUUCAAGCAUGAACUAUUUUUGUAUGACAAGACAGUUGCCAUUUGGCACCAGGAUAUCUGAUUUACAAGUAUUUAACGUUGGACUCAAAGGACUUGUAAAUAGAUUAGGAGAUAAAGUGAAACAAUAAUUUAUUACACACCUCCUAGUUGCACCCAAAUAUAUGUAUAAAGACUGAGAAUUCCAGCUUUAAAGGGAAGUUAUUUUCACUGAAGAUAGUGUAUAUUCAUUGUAUAUAUGUGUAUAGCCAAUAUAGAUUUUUUUUUCUUUCAGAGAAUCCUCUAUGUUUUAGGCUAUGAGAUGAUUUAUUCACAGUGUAAAGUCUAGAUUCAAAAAAAAGAAGAAAAUGUCUAAAUCCACUGUAUUGCCUUAAUGAUAUAUCUUUAUAGGAGGCAUAAAGGAAACUUGAAGAUAAA